Messenger RNA from Seminavis robusta, 1176 nucleotides. NCBI's taxonomy places the organism in Eukaryota, Bacillariophyta, Bacillariophyceae, Naviculales, Naviculaceae. The record is from the annotation of a GenBank genome assembly.
AUGGCCAAUUCCAUCAUGUCCACCCUGUCCCAGUUGGACCCAGAAGUCUGUCACAAGGCAUCACGAUAUGCACUUCGAGUCUGUGAGGAAAUGACCAAGAGAUCUAGUUUGAUUUCUGAUAUUGAUGAUGUUGUGCCCAGUUUCUCCAGAGAAGAAAUUAUCCCCAACUUGGGGGAGCUGCUGGGGAAGGGUGGAUUCAACAAUGUGUACGAACUCCACAAAAUAGACUUGUUGUCUCCAUCACCCAAUGUAACGAUUGAAAAACUGAGAGGUCGUCUUGCCAACACUAAAGAAAAACUCGCCGUCAAGUUUCUUUGUGACGAUGCAAUGACAAAUCCAGACGAAUUUUGUAACGGGGCAGCAGAUCUUUUGAUGGAAGCAAAAUAUCUGAGUGCCUUGGCAAAACACCCACAUCCGGGCCUUAUUCAGUUGUAUGGAGUGGCAGCAGAAGGAGCUUCUGGGUUUUCAUCUGGUCUCAAAGGGGGGUAUUUCUUGAUUAUUGACCGAUUAUACGACACUUUGGACCGAAGAAUAGAUGUAUGGAGAGAAGUCAGAAGAAGGAGGUCCAAAGACACAUCCAGCACAACCAACCGAAAGCUUCUCAAAGCUCUCUACUUUCAGCGGAUAAUGGUUGCCUAUGACAUUGCCCUGGCUCUGAAACAUCUUCACAAACUAGAAAUUGUCUUUCGAGAUUUAAAGCCAGACAACAUUGGUUUCGGCUACAACAAUACGGUGAAGUUGUUUGAUUUUGGAUUGGCGAAAGAGCUGGAUCCAUAUCAAAAACUUGACAAUGGGCUGUACAAGAUGAGUGGAGGCACUGGUUCGAGACGAUUUAUGGCCCCUGAGGUGUCACUCUCAGAACCAUACAGUCUCAGUGCCGACGUUUACUCGUAUGCCAUUUUGCUCUGGGAACUCUUGAGCCUGGAAAAGGCGUUCGGAGAGCUUUCAUCGGAUGAACAUAAAGAGAAUGUGAUCAAAGGUGAUCAGCGACUACCAUUUGACAAGGAUUGGCCGCUGCCAGUUACCUACCUGUUGAGUGCAUGUUGGGACCCAGAUCCAUUCAAGCGCCCAAGCGCCCGUGAUGUUUGCAAGGCUCUACGUCAAGAACUGAGCAUGUGCUAUGAUUCUUUGAGGGCAAAGAAUUCUGGGGGGCAGGAACGACGCCCGAGCUACUAG